This is a messenger RNA of Cuscuta epithymum, 1126 nucleotides long. NCBI's taxonomy places the organism in Eukaryota, Viridiplantae, Streptophyta, Magnoliopsida, Solanales, Convolvulaceae. The record is from the annotation of a GenBank genome assembly.
GUUAGUCAAUGGCCUUUUUCCGUUUAAAAACACGCUACUGUUCUUCUUAGCGCUGUUUUAAAGCGUAAAAAACCUCUACUAAUGGCCUUUCGUUAGUCAAUCGCUGUUCUUCUAAUCUUCCGUACCCAGCUUUCACCGUUCUCCCCUCAUCUUCUUUGCGCGUCUCCGCUCACGAAAUAUCCAGGCCGGUCGAACCCUUCUCCCAUCUCUGUUCACGGAUCGUUCUCUUCUAUUUUCGUCAAUUUCAUCCGCUGCUACGAUUAUCCAAGUACCUACAGGUUGGGAUUGUUUUUUGCAGAAAAUCUCCUCACGGGUUAUAGUGUGAAUCGGUGCUCCAUAUACUUCGAGCAGUUCCAUCUCAACGAUUUCUUCAUCACUGAAAUGGCAGCUGUCUACAGCUUCUAUAUCAUCAACAAAUCAGGAGGCCUUAUUUUCUACAAGGAUUAUGGUUCAGCUGGAAGGAUGGAUACCAAUGAUAGUUUGAGGCUGGCAAGUUUGUGGCAUUCAAUGCAUGCCAUCUCUCAGCAACUCUCUCCUAUCAAUGGUUGCUCUGGCAUUGAACUCCUUCAAGCCGACACCUUUGAUCUUCACUGCUUCCAAUCUCUAACUGGGACAAAAUUUUUUGUGGUAUGUGAGCCUGGAACGCUGCAUAUGGAACCCCUCUUGAAAUGUAUAUACGAAUUGUACACAGAUUAUGUGUUGAAGAACCCUUUCUAUGAAAUGGAGAUGCCGAUUCGGUGUGAGCUCUUCGAUAUGAACUUGGCACUUGCCGUACAGAAGGACCGUGUCGCAUUAUUAGGAAGAUAGAUGGACAACUCUUCCUGAAAAGAACACAACUAUAGCGUUUCGAAAAUUAGUGUACAUCGUGCAUGUUUGCAUGUUUCUUUUUCUUAAUAUAUUAUUAAUUUCGAGUCCUCUUACCUGUCCUGUAUUCUCAAUUUCAUUUGCUACUUGGCAUUGCAAGUUAUAUACUGUAUGAUUUAGGCGUGUUUACAAUGAGUUUAGCUGUCCACCAUGCAAUGUGGGGGGUCCGUGUGAAGGGCUUUUGGUGAAUAUAAUACGAAGUAAUAUUAUUCUAUCUAUUUUACUCUCAAUUCUAAUAGCAUUUACCUCCCUUCAAAUCGUG